Molecule: messenger RNA, 717 nt
Organism: Fragaria vesca subsp. vesca
Lineage: Eukaryota; Viridiplantae; Streptophyta; Magnoliopsida; Rosales; Rosaceae
Exons: 1
Coding region: 1-717 (238 amino acids)
Biological process (GO): endomembrane system organization
Source: RefSeq, a predicted model, not a curated record
AUGACCACUACAACACCUACUCAAAAGACCAUAGCCGGUGUAGCCAAUCUUGCUAACCUCCUACCUACCGGUACCGUCCUCGCAUUCCAGGCCCUCAUUCCUAGUUUCUCCAACAACGGCGAAUGCCAUCCUGCCAAUAAGGGGCUUUCAAUAUCCUUGAUUUUCAUUUGUGCCUUCAUCUGCUUAUUCACCUCCUUUACUGAUAGCUUCAUAGACAGUACCGAUGGGAAGUUCUAUUAUGGUAUCAUCACUAAUGAAGGCAUACACAUCUUAAACCCUAGAGCAAAAGUGAUUACUGAUGAUCAAAAAAAAGAAGAAGAUGAUGAAAAAAAGCGCCUGAGGAAGUAUAGAAUAAAGCGUAUAGAUUAUCUUCAUGCUUUUUUGUCACUAUCUCUGUUCUUUAUCUUUGCUCUUACCGAUCUCAACGUGAAGAAUUGCUUCUUUCCGAAACCAUCAGAUGAUCUGAAUCAGAUCAUUAUCAAUUUGCCUCUAGGAGCUGGGGUUUUUGCAUCAUUCUUAUUCACAAUUUUUCCAACUACUCGAAGAGGGAUAGGAUAUACGCAGCCCCGGCCAAAUAAGGAGGAAAAAAUUGGUAACCAAAGCUCGACUACCACGGCGGGGUCAAAAGAAUCGGACUUGGAAAUGGGGCGUACCACCGGUGUGGCCGUAGGAGUCGAGGCUGAUGCCAAGGCCCCCAUUACAAACGCUACCCCAUAG